Messenger RNA from Microtus ochrogaster (prairie vole), 2494 nucleotides. It is a transcript of the gene Trdmt1, whose product is annotated as tRNA aspartic acid methyltransferase 1. Lineage: Eukaryota; Metazoa; Chordata; Mammalia; Rodentia; Cricetidae. Gene Ontology annotation, molecular function: methyltransferase activity. Gene Ontology annotation, cellular component: nucleus. The record is from RefSeq and is a predicted model, not a curated record.
GAAGCGGAGGACCGGUAGGCCUAGUUUCCAGGCCGCGGUCGCAGUGGCGAGGCAUGGAGCCUCUGCGUGUCUUGGAGCUGUAUAGUGGCAUUGGUGGCAUGCACCACGCGCUGCGAGAAAGCUGUAUCCCCGCUCACGUGGUGGCUGCUAUUGAUGUGAAUACUGUUGCUAAUGAAGUAUACAAGCAUAAUUUUCCUCACACACAAUUACUGGCAAAGACUAUCGAAGGUAUUUCACUGGAAGAGUUUGACAAGCUAUCUUUCAAUAUGAUUGUAAUGAGCCCUCCCUGUCAGCCAUUCACAAGAAUUGGCCUACAAGGGGAUAUGACUGAUCCAAGGACAAAUAGCUUCUUGUACAUUCUAGAUAUUCUCCCAAGAUUACAAAAAUUACCCAGGUAUAUUCUUCUAGAAAAUGUUAAAGGUUUUGAAGUAUCAUCUACAAGAGAGCUGCUGAUACAAACGAUGGAAGCCUGUGGUUUUCAGCAUCAGGAGUUUCUGUUAUCUCCGUCCUCUCUUGGUAUUCCAAACUCGAGGCUACGAUAUUUUCUCAUUGCAAAGCUUCAGUCAGAGCCUUUACCUUUUCAGGUCCCUGGUCAGAUACUGAUGGAGUUUCCUAAAAGUGCGACUAUACAGCCACAAAACUGUUCCGUAGUUGCAGAAAAUAAGCUACUAGCGGAGAGUCCUGAACCAAGCACCUGCUUUGAUAGCAGCAGCACACAGUGUUCAGGAAAAGAUACCAUUCUUUUUAAGCUUGAAACUGCAGAAGAAAUCGACAGGAAGCACCAGCAGGACAGUGACCUCUCUGUGCAGAUGCUGAAAGAGUUUCUUGAAGAUGUUGACCCAAGCCAGUACUUUUUACCACCAAAGUUGUUGCUGCGAUACGCUCUUCUACUAGAUAUUGUUAAGCCCACCUCCAGAAGGUCCAUGUGCUUUACCAAAGGGUAUGGAAGCUACAUUGAAGGGACAGGCUCAGUGUUACAGACUGCAGAGGAUGUUCAGAUUGAGAAUGUCUUCAAAUCUCUUAAUAAUUUGCCCCCGGAAGAAAAGAUAGCUAAGUUGUCAACGCUCAAACUGCGAUAUUUCACGCCUAGAGAAAUUGCGAAUCUGCAGGGAUUUCCUCCAGAAUUUGAGUUUCCCGAGAAGAUAACAGUGAAGCAGCGGUACCGGCUUCUUGGCAACAGUCUCAAUGUGCAUGUGGUGGCCAAACUCCUCACAGUCCUGUGUGAAUCAUUUGGAAGUACCUCCAAUUCUAGACAGUGAUUCUAAAAUUCUAUUUUAAGCAAAUUUGUAUAAAAUUUAAAUUAGCUUCAUAGCAUUUUAAUUGGAAAUUUAUGUAAUGCAUGUCAAAUUGUUUUCUUAAAUUUAUAUCACCAUAUCCCCAAAACUUCACUUUGUUGUUUUGCCCUAUGGGCAAAUAUUUUUAUAAAGUUUUUAAGUAUGUGUAUGAAAUAUGUUUCACAUGCUGCAAACUAAAGAUAUUUAAACUUUUAUAUCUAUUUUAGUACUUUAUAUAGUAUGGCAUGAAUAAUAUAAUGAUCUUUAGAAAAUCAUUUUUGUAUGUUAAUUUUCAAGUUGUUUUAUGUAACAUGGAGAAACCAAGUGUACCUGGAAGCAUCAUCCCUUCUGACUAGAUUCCAUAGUGUUAGAAGGUGCUGUGCAUUGCUAUGGAAGGGAGAGAUCACCAUUCUUAACCAGCUGGGAACCCUGGGAGCUGCAGUGAUGACUGCCCUGUUAGGGUAUGUCCACGAGUGCUAUGGGAACAACCAGCUGCUCUCCGAGUUGAUUUAAGGCCUGAUCAAUGAGAUGGAACCCAUGCCUGGCACUGUUAUCUGGCUCAGCACCCUAUGGCUAGAUAGGUCAUGGAACCUAGGGGUAAUCUACCACCAUUAUUCUGCUAAAUGGGCAUAGUAUUAAGUCAUUCCUGAUGGUUUAUUAUUAUAGAUUAGUGUUGCCCUCAAUACAGGGAAUAUGCUUCUUUUAGUAGAUGGCAAUAUAGAAACUCGAAACUGCUUACCGUGCAGAGACUGAAAGACUGUGGGGAGCUCAGUACCAAGUGGGACAUAGCACCUCCUUCCUGCCAAGGUUCAGGGAUCCCUGCAGAAGGGGGAGCAGAAAGACUGUAAGACCCAGAGGUGGUUUAAGAAACCAGUGUUUCCAGGCAGAGCAAGACAGCUGUACAUAUGAACUCAUAGCCAUUGUGACAGCAAGCACAAAGCCUGCAUGAGCUGAAAUCCGCACAGGACCCCAGCACGAAGAGUGUGGAGAGUGCCAAAGUGGAUAUUGAGUCCCACGCUAGCUGAGAAGCUACCUGCAGUUGAUAGCUGCUGGGAGAGAGGCCAUUUUCCUCAAGGGUGUGGUUGCUGGUACGUGGUUCACACUCCUGGCAGGCUUAUACUCAAGAAUGUCGGAGCAACACAAUUGGACUUGAUUGUUUUGUUUUGCUUCUCCACCCCCAUUCCCCCCCCACACACACACAGAGUUUCUCUGUGUAACAG